Oryza sativa Japonica Group (Japanese rice) is the source of this 3019-nucleotide messenger RNA. RefSeq lists its product as uncharacterized. Lineage: Eukaryota; Viridiplantae; Streptophyta; Magnoliopsida; Poales; Poaceae. The record is from RefSeq and is a predicted model, not a curated record.
UAUCCACUUGGACAGUGGGGGUGGAUACACGCACGCACGCGAUCCUCCGCCGUCCGCUUCACCCCGCGCGGGCGAUCCUCCGCCGUCCGCUGGGCUCCGCCUCGGAGAUCCGGCCUCAUCCGCCUCGUCGUCUCCUCUCCUCCUCCCCCACUCGCGUCGCGUCUCCUUUCUUUAAUUGCUUCUCUCUCUUCUCCCAAUUGCAGUCCUCUCCCCCCCACUAAUCCCACCCGGUAAUCCCUCUCACGAUGAACGGCCGCGGCGGCGAUUCUCCGGCGACGAAUUGCUGCAGGGGCGGUUCUUCUUCUUCGUCUUCGUCUUGGCGCCGGUCGAUGUGGGUCUGGUCGUUGAGUUUGUAUGCGAUUUGACCGCUCCCACGCACCUGUGGCGUAGUUGGUUGCGGUGCAACUGUUCGAGCUAUUGACUGUUUGGCUGGCUCUCUCCUCGGCGUUAUUCUGUGGCCGUUUGGGGGAUUGGGAGUAUUGGAAUCCUACUCUUCCAGUUCUCCUAAGUUCUUCACAGGAACAAGUCUGCAAUCAGGAUGGUUUCUGAAGUCUUUGCUAACUUUGAGCUUAGUGACUUGAUGGGUAAUUGAUUCUCUUGGGUGUUGUUGCAUUUGUGCUGUAACGUGGAUAGGAGUCAUGGAAGGUGUGGUAACCAGUUCAGUUGGUGAACCAAAUCAAGACAAUGAGCCAAGGGAUUCUUCAAUAGAACUUCCCAGAGUCAUUACUGACAUGGAGACUUCAGCCAUGCAUGAUCCUGAAGCUCAAAAGCUAAUUGGACAUGAAGCUGAUACUGAAUUAACGCCUUAUGAAGGAAUGGAAUUUGAGUCUGAAGAUGCUGCGAGGGAUUUCUACAGCAAAUAUGCAAGACAUGCAGGUUUUAGAAUUCGAAUCAGCAGGUACACUCGUUCUAGACGUGAUAAUUCAAUAAUUUCUCGUCGUAUUGUCUGCUCAAAAGAGGGGUUUCAUGAAACUCGUGAUUGUGAAAACCUCCAUGUGGACCAGAAACAGCAAGCAAGGGUAGGAACUAGAGUUGGUUGCAAGGCCAUGUUAAUGAUUAAAAAGUUUGGGCCUGACAAAUGGGUUGUUACCAAAUUCAUAAAAAUCCAUAAUCAUGGACCGGUUCCACCAAGAAAACCUCAUGCUGGAGAACAUCAUGAUUGUGAUCUAAUGGAAAAUCCACAUUCUAUUGAGGUGGACCCUAUUGAUGAGCCAGUCGAGGGUAUGGAAUUUGAAUCUGAAGAAGCUGCUAAAUUAUUCUAUAUUAACUAUGCGAGGGUUAAUGGUUUCCGUGCACGUAUUAGCAGGUACUGCCGUUCAAGACGUGAUAAUUCAAUCAUUUCACGCCAGAUCGUGUGUUCCAAGGAAGGCUUCCGUGAGGUUCGAGCCAGAAAAGAUAUUACAGAUGGAGGCAAAACAACGAAGCGCCCUAGAAUGAUAACAAGAGUUGGAUGCAAAGCUAUGAUUGUAGUGAAAAGGAUGAACUCUGGAAAAUGGAUGGUUUCUAAAUUUGAGAAGGAGCAUAACCAUUCUUUGUUAUCUUCUAGAGCAGUCCCUAUUACAUCAAAUGAUUCUUCUAGAGAAGUUAUUGAUUUUGCUGCAACGAGUAAUGAUCCUAAUGAAGUAAAGGCUGAAGGAUGUAGCACAGGAAUUCAAUGUAAUUCUACAGAUUCACUAACUGUCCUUUACAACCAUCUAUGUCAGGAAGCCAUAAAAUUUGCAAAAGAAGGGUCAGUUACAGAAGAAAUUUACCAUGUGGCAAUGAAUGCCUUGAAAGAGGCUGCAGAGAAGGUUUCUGAAGUCAAAAGGAGUCACCCGACAAUGUCACAGAGUAAACAUGAAGUUAUGCAAAUGGAAACUAUGAGUGCUUCGCAAUGUUCAAAUGAUGACAAACAGAAAACAAUGACACCACAGCUCAAGUUUUUGCAAGAGCCCAGUCCCAGUCUUGUGCUAAUACCAACCAACCUUUUGACUCAUUCAAGCUCGAAUUGUGCUGACAAUAUUCCACUCUCAUGUGAUUUAACUAUAAAUGCGGGGGAAGUCAAGCAUGUAUCAGAAAGUUCUUGUUUGGCUGCGAACAGAAAGGAAGACUCUUCGCAGAAAUCCCAGGGAAAGGAUGAAAGGUUUCAUGUACUUUCUAAAGAAACUACGGUUGCUAUUCCUGCGAUACCUCUCACGCUGUACAUGCCUAUAAUGAAGAAUCCAACUGGAGAUUCUGCAGAUGGCCAAUACAGGUUGUUGGCCGCUCCUAUUGAAGCAGUUCCAAUUUCAUACCGUCCUGCAGAACCCAUCCAACAACCACACGGAAGUUUUCCUAAUUCAGGGCCACUACCCGGUUUUCUACCUAAACUGUACAAACGAGGAAAAGGUCCAAACUCGCUGGUGCAUGCUACUGCUCUUGCUUGUGGUGCUCGUGUCGUGCCUCCUGAGGAGGCUGCCUCGCUGAUCAAGGCUAUUGAGUCCAAGAUCAGAUCUGGAGGAGCCACAAUAGCAAAAUUGCCUUCAAGCAGCUUGACACCUCUAAUUCCUGAGGUCGCCUCUAUGUCAUCUUCUAGUGAAGAUGAUGAGGAAAAUGACCACAGUGAGCCACUGAUGGCGAGUGUUGAACACAACUGCCAUGAUCAGAGCUCUGAGGAAAUGAAGUUGGAGGCUGAUCCACCAUCAGAGUUGGAAACUGAAGCUGAGAAUUGUUCUGCGCAGCCAGAAAAUGAAAACAACGGUCCUACUCAUUGCUGACAACUGAGAAGUGAGAACUGAAGUAUUGAAGCUUUCUGAAAUCAAAGCCCCACAAGGUAGUGAUUAUAUAUAUACUGUAAAUUUUGAGCAUUUACAUAAGAUUGGAUUUAGGAUUCUAACAGCUUGUCUCACUUGAAUUAUAGAUUCUAAUUGUGAUAACUCAAAUAAUUUACUUCAAUAAAGGACUUGUAAAGAGGGUCGCCUUGCUGUUACAAUAUUUGUGGAUAAUGUAUACAUGCACUUUUAUAGAAAGAAAACUAAUGUCACAGUAUCUUAUAUUGAAA